GCACUUAAAUAAUAUAGUCAGCAAACAGCAACUCAAAGGAAGGAGAGAAGAACAGUGGAAGCCGAUCAAACAAAAACAUCAGACUCCUUUGCUUUUCUUCUCUCUCUCUCUCUCUCUCUCUCUCUCUCAUACCUUCUUCGAAUGCUCCGAAGUCCGAACAUGUUGAGUUUCAACGUCGUAGAGAUGAUAAGGACCUUGUUUAAAUUAUCAGACAUUGAUUGAAUCCUCUUUUUUUUUUUCCUUUUCUAUUUGUUAUUCUUCAUCGAAUCCUCAAUUCCCCAAUUUCCAAUUCUCUGUAAUGCCAUCUGUCUGUAUCUCCAAGAGAUCGCAUGCUAUGGGGGGUGAAGCAGCACUUGCUCCUGGUUUCCGAUUCCACCCGACCGACGAAGAACUUGUAAGCUACUACCUGAAGCGCAAGAUAUUGGGAAAGCCUUUUCGCUUCGAAGCCAUCUCUGAAGUCGAUCUUUACAAAACAGAGCCAUGGGAUCUUCCGGGUAUGUCAAAGCUGAAAACCAGAGACCUACAGUGGUACUUCUUCGGUGCCCUAGAUAAGAAAUACGGUAACGGGUCAAGGACGAAUCGCGCUACGGACCAGGGGUAUUGGAAGACCACCGGUAAAGACCGUCCGGUCCGACAUAACAACAAGACGGUCGGGAUGAAGAAGACCCUUGUAUUCCAUAUUGGACGGCCUCCACGUGGCGAGCGGGCCAAUUGGGUCAUGCAUGAAUACAGGCUCGUCGACGAAGAAUUGGAGCUAGCGGGUGUUCUACAGGAUGCGUAUGUGCUGUGUAGAAUUUUUCAGAAGAGUGGUUCAGGGCCCAAGAAUGGUGAGCAGUAUGGAGCGCCUUUUAUUGAGGAGGAGUGGGAUGAAAACGAAAAUGUGCUGAUUCCUCAGGGUGAGGAUGGUGACAAUGUAUUGCUUAAUGGUGGGGAUGACAUAUACUUCAGUGUUCAUGACUUUGAACAGGAUCUUGGCAUUGAUCCAUCUCAAAGCACUCCUGCUCCAUUGAACUUUAAUUCUGGAAAUCGUUUCAACCAUUUAGAGGGACCUGGUGACCUCCUCAAAGAUGAUGAGAAUCUCAACUGUCCAGAAGAAUGGCAGGACCUUAAAGAUGAUCAGGAGUUACUAAUUGGCAUGGAUAAAAGUGAAAACUUACCAGAACUGCCUGAUGACCGAUGGUUCGCUGACUUAUUAGAACAGUAUCAGAUGGAGCCAACAGCAAUCCAAGAUGACCAUUUUGUUGAACUGAAUGAUCUUGUGAAUCCUAUGGGUGAUGAUUCCCAUGGCAUUGACCAUAUUAAUGAGGAGCUGAAGUUCUUUGAUUCUUCUGAUAGUCUACUAAUCAAUGAUGGGUUAUUCCUAGAAAUUAAUGAUCUCCAGAACCAUGUAGAGGCAGGUCCAUCAGAAUUUGAAAUGGUCGAUGAAUAUCUGAUGUAUCUUGAUGCUGUUGAGGAUGACCUAAAGACUCCUACUUUCAGUGAAUCAAUCCUCAACCUGGAGGUGAACACAGAAAUUGGAGAAGUGCUUCCUGAAGGACCUCAGCCCUUUAUAUUACAAGAUGGUGAGGAGGGUGCAUCCUCUUCAAAGCAAAAACCAGACACAACAAAGUUUUCACCAGAUGUCCAACAUGGCAAUGGUUGGGACAAUAACCUUGUCAAACAUGUCAGCCGCAUGCUGGGUUCGAUUCCUGCUCCCCCUUCAUUUGCUGCAGAGUUCCCCUUGAAAGAGGCAGCUAUUGGGCAGAAUAAAGCAAAUGAAGCUUCUAAUCCUGUUCGUGUUACUGCUGGGAUGAUACAAAUAAGUGGCAUGACUGUAAGUGGUGGUAGAAAGUGUUACUCGUUGGGGAAGAGUAAUGCAGAUCUCUUCCUUUCCUAUGGCAUGGCAAGGGACGGUGUGAUGGCUGCGGAACAGUUGAUCAACAACUCUGUUGCUCUGGAACCGAUGGCUAACAUACUAUCUGGCAAAUCUGGGUCACUGAUGAUUAGAUGCGGGUUCUACUUUACAUUCUUCUGGGUUCUGAUUCUUUCAGUGAGCUUCAAAAUAGGAAGUUAUAUUUAUACCAGGUGAUUCUGUAUCAGUAGAAACAGAACAUAGACCUUAUCAAAAAAUAUUAAAAAAUAAUCAUUAGAAAAGAGAGGGAUAGACUAUUACAAUGGAUAUUUAUUGACACUAAAAAUCAGGGAAUAGUGUUACAGCAUUACCAUUAUGGUAGAAAGUGGUGGAUAAGAACAGUUGAGACAUAAAAGUACAUCUGAUUUUUGUUAGUUAUCAUCAUUUAUAUUAAUUUAUUACCAUCCUCAAAACCUUUGCAUGUGA
Molecule: messenger RNA, 2317 nt
Organism: Nelumbo nucifera (sacred lotus)
Lineage: Eukaryota; Viridiplantae; Streptophyta; Magnoliopsida; Proteales; Nelumbonaceae
Product: NAC domain-containing protein 53
Biological process (GO): regulation of DNA-templated transcription
Molecular function (GO): DNA binding
Source: RefSeq, a predicted model, not a curated record